CAAACGCAUUGAACAGUAUAAAUUGUAUUUGUAACUUUGACGGUCGUUGAGUUGUAAUUUUCCACUCUCAAUAAAGUGGUUUUUGGUCAUUUCAUCGCGACAUACAUCGGUCAGCUAUGGCGGACAAAUCAGCAUCGUCACCGGCAAUCGCUGCCAGCCCAGCAGCUAAUAGCCCAGCCGUUCAAGCCGUUCCUGCAAAGAAAGCAGCUGCUUCACCGAAGUCGAAGAAGCCCCGUGCAAAACCGGCGCAUCCACGCACUUCCGAGAUGGUGAACGCGGCUAUUGCUAGUUUGAAGGAACGCGGCGGAUCGUCUCUCCAGGCAAUUAAGAAGUACGUUGCCUCCACGUACAAAAUCGACGCGGAGAAGCAGGCUCCUUUCAUCAAGAAAUACUUGAAGACUGCCGUUACUACGGGAGUCUUGUUGCAGACUAAGGGUAAGGGAGCUUCAGGCUCAUUCAAGAUUGCAAAUGCGAAGACCGACGCUCCGAAAGCUAAGCCGAAGGUACAGCGCGCCGCUGCAAAGCCAGCUGCACCGAAAAAGGCAGCUGUUGCUAAAAGCCCGAAGAAGUUGACCGCCGCAAAAAAAUUGGUCGCUGCAAAGAAGCCCGCAGCCGCUACGGAAAAACGAAAGGUCGUGAAGAGCCCAGCCGCGAAACCACCCAAAGUUAAGACUCCGUCAAAAGCAAAGAAAGCUGUCAAGGCACCUACCCGCAAACCGAAGGCUCCGAAGCCAAAGAAGGCUGCUCCAGCUCCAAAGGCGGCCAAACCGGCAGCCAAGAAGGCAGCUGCAGCACCGAAGAAGAAGUGAACAGCUACAUUUUGUCACCAAUAUCAGCAAUCGUCGGAAAAAUAAUUUAAACGGCCCUUCUCAGGGCCAUCAAUUUACAUCUAUGCAAAUGAAUUGACAUUGUCGAUACUCUGAACCAUAUCCAAAUAAUCCCAUACCAUCAGUAAAAAAAAUUUCUAUAAAUCGUAAUUUCCCAUAUAACAGUGGUUUUUGUACAGCCAUAGUGGACACGUUGGAGCAUCGAUUUGAGUUAAGAAUUUGAAUUAGGUUUGGCUGUUAGGUAAUAGUAUUUGCACAGCUGCAGCUGUUUCCCGGGAUAUCAUAAUUAUUUAUUGUUUAGGCCUUUGAACCAUUCUCGGAAAUGUAGCGGGAUCGGGAGAGCGU
Diprion similis is the source of this 1172-nucleotide messenger RNA. RefSeq names its product late histone H1-like. Gene Ontology annotation, biological process: nucleosome assembly; negative regulation of DNA recombination; chromosome condensation. Bases 117 to 809 code for a protein of 230 amino acids. The transcript is spliced from 2 exons. Gene Ontology annotation, molecular function: nucleosomal DNA binding; structural constituent of chromatin; double-stranded DNA binding. Lineage: Eukaryota; Metazoa; Arthropoda; Insecta; Hymenoptera; Diprionidae. The record is from RefSeq and is a predicted model, not a curated record. Gene Ontology annotation, cellular component: nucleus; nucleosome.